AUCACUUAUUUUCAACAAAACAAUUGGAACUUUAAACUUUGGACCCCUUUACUUAAGAAAAUUAUUUUCUAUGAACAUUUUUUCAUCCAGAAAUUAGUUUACAGUAGACAUGAAAAUAUUUGAGAAAAUUAUUUUCUACUGACAUAUUUAUGAGAAACACAUGGGAUGUGAUUGUCUCCUCCCUCUCUGCUCACUCGAUCUCCCCGGCCCGCUGCCCACCCUCCCUCUCCGCCUCUCUGAUACCAGUUCUCUACUCUAUCUGCUCUCUCCCGCAGCUGUCUCCUCUCUCAGAAAGAUGAGUGAUUACCUAUCAACAACGCUGCUUACAAAGAAGAAAGAGAUCGACUGCGUUAUCAGAGAUGCCAUCGACAAGGUCCUUGUCCUCCGCUUCGGCCGCGCCUCUGAUCCCGUUUGUCUCCAUCUCGAUGACAUUUUGCAGUUAUCGAAAUCAGCUCGUGAAGUUUCAAAAUUCGCAACAAUAGCCUUGGUAGACAUUGAUUCCGAGGAUGUUCAAGUUUACGUCAACUAUUUUGACAUAACUUUGGUUCCUUCUACUGUUUUCUUCUUCAACGCUCAUCAUAUGAAAAUGGAUUCUGGGACUGCAGAUCACACUAAAUGGGUUGGUGCUUUUCACAGAAAACAAGAUUUCAUUGAUGUAGUUGAGGACCAUUUCUAUUAUAAAGGUAUUAAGCUUGAUGCUAGGCGCUUUUGUGGAGAACAAUCCUAAGGUCUUUCUUGAUAGUUUACCUGGUCUGGAAAGUUUCUUUAAAUGGUAUCACUUGAGGGAUGGGCAAUUUUUUUUUUUUUGUGGAGCUGAAAGGAACAACUAAUGUUUGGUGGGAAAUAUUUCAACCGUUGUGUAAUUGACACGUACACUAACAUUUUUUUCUGCUUAACAAUGUUAGAACUUCAACUGGAAUGAAGAUGUCAUGAUUUCUAUUGUAUCUAGAAGGACAAUAUUUCACAAAUUCCUUCAGUUUAGCUACUUGUAGGCUUUUAUUCAAUGGCUGAAGCAGCUCAAGUUGCUUUUAAGAUUGAGGAAGAAGACUUCCAUGAGAUUCCAGCCACGUCCCUGGUAGGAAUGAAAAGGUAGCUAUUGGCUUCAUUGCGGAGAAUUCUGUUGAUAAAUCUCAAGGAAUUUCCCACUCUAUUCACAAGUCCACUCAUCCUAAUACCUCCUAUUCAUCUCAAGGAAGCAGUUGAUCAAAUUCCAAGGGAAAGAAAGAAGGUUGAUGUUUCAAGUGUAGGGGCUUCGGCUGCUUUUCUUUUGAAUGUCCUGGUAAGGCUCUUUCACUUCCUAAUGAAGGACAAGCCUUAGAAGCCGUCAACGAGGAAGAAUUUGAAGAAGUUAUUUGUUGAGAUGGAUACAGAUAAACAUUCAAAAUUGGAAAUCAGAUUCCAAUGUUGAAGAAGAUGACAAUCAAAGUUGGAAAUCGGAUUCCAAUGUUUAGUGUUUUGACCCAUGCUUGCAACUUAUGAGGUUGUUGAAGAUGAUGACAAUUGUAGACAUAUUUCUAUAUUCAACUCAAGAGUUAACUCUAUGAUCAUGGAUUUGGGUACUUGUGCUAACAUCAUAUCUGAAAGGCUGUCAAGAAGUUAUAGGUUUGAAGACAGAACCUCACCCUCAACCAUAUAAAGUCGCUUGGGUGGAUAACACAAAUUGGAAAAUUGGAAAAAAGAUGCUUGGUUACUCAUAAACCUGGUGGAUUAGUCGAUGAAGUGCAAUGUGAUGUCCUUCCUCUAAGGGUUUGCCAUAUUCUUUUGGUUCAUCCAUGGUGAUUUCAUAGAAGGAUGGAGCAUGAUGCCUUUGAAAAUAUAUAUUCCCUAUUAAAUCAAAAGAAAUUUAAGCUCAGGCCACAGAAUGAUCUUUUGUUGUCAAAGUUGAAGAGGUUGCCUGGUCAUUCAUUCUUCGUCAUGUGUGUAGAUUUAUGGGUGAUGUAUUCCUAGGUCCUGCCCCAAACUCAACGGAGUUGAGGUUCUCAAAGACAACUGUGGAGUAGCUAUGCUAUACUUAGAGAAACACUCCACUUUUGAAACUCAACAUUAAGUGAUUUUUAAUUAAGCAAGAAGUCUUUUUGGUAAAAAAAUUAAGUGUCCUUGUGGAUUUUUAAUGUUUGGUUUUUAUAGCUUUGAGUCAUCAGUUAUUUUGUAAGCAGGAUUACUCAAAGUCUAUUCUUAUUUAGGAAGUUGGUGUGUUAGUUUUUAUUAGUUUAUUUCUGUUUUUCUUUCCUAUUCAAGUAAGGAUCAGUAAUACUAGUCUUUUAAGGAGUCCCAAUCUCUACAUAGAAAUGCUAUUUUUUUUUAGCAUAGUCGAGUUAUUAUGAAAUAAAUUGAGAAUUUGAAGGCA
Molecule: messenger RNA, 2347 nt
Organism: Populus trichocarpa (black cottonwood)
Lineage: Eukaryota; Viridiplantae; Streptophyta; Magnoliopsida; Malpighiales; Salicaceae
Exons: 5
Coding region: 161-727 (188 amino acids)
Biological process (GO): mRNA splicing, via spliceosome
Cellular component (GO): U4/U6 x U5 tri-snRNP complex; spliceosomal complex; U5 snRNP
Source: RefSeq, a predicted model, not a curated record